This is a messenger RNA of Hepatospora eriocheir, 2415 nucleotides long. Lineage: Eukaryota; Fungi; Microsporidia; Hepatosporidae. The record is from the annotation of a GenBank genome assembly.
AUGGUUUACAAUAACAACAGGAGACAAGAUUACAAUAGAGAUGAUAAUUACAGAAGUAGACCACAGACAAGGAGAGAAGACAACAGGAGACCACCUAUAACAGAACCAACAGAGAUUAGUCUUAAAGCCAACCUUUAUGAAUACGUAGGUAACCCGUUGACACUUUACAAAUACUCAGUAACAAUAGUACCAGAAGUAAGGAAAGCGCAACAAUUUAACUUUUUCCAUAAGAUAUGUGAACAUAAUAACUUUCUAGAUCAUGUGAUAGCUUUUGAUGGAUACAAUACAUUAGUAAGUAAUGAAAAUUUAGGAGAAUCACUAGUAUUAGAAUAUCCAUUAAAGGAAGGAAUGUCAAAAUGUACAAUUGAAUUUAUAAAUACAUACAAGAGUGAAGAUAAGUUAGAUAACUCAAGUGGGUUAAUAGAAUGUUUAGAUGUAAUAACUAGAUACCAUCAGAGAUUAAAUUAUCAUGUACAAAAGAGAAAAGUAAUAGCACCUGGAUCAAAAGGAACACCAAUAGCACCAGGUAGAGAGAUAAUUUCAGGAUUAUCACAUUCAUUUAUGUAUGAUAUUUCAGGAAAACUCUUUAUGAAUGUACAACCAGUAUUUGAUGUUUAUUACAAACCACAACCACUGAUUGAAAUGAUAAGGGAAUUUCAAGUAUUUAGAUCACAAGCAUAUGGACACAGUAUAGAUAGAAUAACUAACCAAUUAAUGACAGAGUUACAACGUUUAUUGAAAGGAUUAAGAUUGAGAACAAUUCAUAGAGAUAAUAAGAAUAGAACAUUUGUAUGUAGAGAGAUUAUAGAAGAAGAUGCAAUGCAAAAGAUGAUAGAAUUUGAAGAUCCAGAUACACCACCAAUGUGUGUAGCAGAUUAUUUUGCUAAGCAUUAUAAGCCAUUACAGUAUCCUAAUCUACCACUAAUUAAGUUUAAAGUAAGAGGAGACCAAUACAUUUUUAUGCCAAUGGAAGUAUUAGAGAUACCAGAAAGCCCAAAACAAAAGUAUAAUAGUUCAUUGACAGAAAACAUGACAGCAGUGAUGAUAAAAGAAGCAGCAAAGAGACCAGUAGAUCGUUUUGCAAUGAUUGAAUCGAAAGCAAGAGAAUUACAGUUGCGAAACAAUAAUCAAUUAGAGAAAUUUGGUGUAAUUUUUAAUAACAAUGUUCAUAAUUGCCAAGGAUUGAUGUUACCAGCACCGAAAAUUGUAUUUGGGGGAGAGAGAGCCUGUAAUGUAAAUAAUGGAUCAUGGAAUCUAGUGAAUAUGAAGGCAUUACAAUCAGUACCAAUAACAUCAUUUAAGAUCUUUGCAUUCAGAGAAUUUGAUUUACCUGAUAAUAGAAUGAUAGGAUCAUUUUUAGGAAUAGCUUCCAAAUAUGGAAUGUAUUUUGAAGAACCAAUAUUACAAACAGUAUCGAGUGUAAAAGAAUUUACAGAAAUGGAGAGAGGGUUUAUGAACUUAGUAAUUUUACCUAACAAUGACUCAGUAAGGUAUGGAGAGAUUAAGAGACAUUGUGAGACUUAUAAAGCUAAUUUCACUCAAUGUAUGUUAGCAAAGAAUAGAAAUCAGUUAAUGAAACCUGCAUUUGUGUCAAAUCUAUUAAUGAAGAUUAAUACAAAGAUAGGAGGAAAGAACUUUGGAGUAGAUACGAAGAUAUUUGGAGACAAACCAACCAUGAUAUUUGGUAUUGAUGUUAGUCAUCCUGGCAUAUCUGAGGAUAGAAUGCCAACCAUUGCAGCAGUAGUGGGUUCAUUAGAUUAUGAUUUCAUUACUCACACAACUGACAUUUGUGCACAAGAAGCUAGAAAGGAUGUAGUUGUUAAUUUACAAUCAAUCAUUGUUAAUCAAUUAAAGAAGCAUUUUAAUUCAACGGGUAUCAAACCUGAGAGGAUUAUUAUAUUUAGAGAGGGUAUUAAUGAUUCUGCUAUGGAUCAUGUUUUUAGUACUGAAAUUGCUGCUAUUAAAGAUGCUUGUGUUGAACUUGAAAAAGGUUAUUUGCCUGAGAUCAAUUUCAUUGUGUCACAAACUAGACACAAUGUUAGAUUUGGUACUGCUGAUGAUUGCUCUAAUUUACAGCCUGGUUCGUUUGUUUCUGGUCUUGGUAAUAAACAAUUCCUUGACUUCUUCUUGGUAUCUGCAAAUGCUUUACAAGGUACUGCUAAACCUACUAGGUAUGUCUUGUUUUACAAUGAGAGUGGUUUUACUCAAGAAUCUUUGUAUAAUCCUUUGUUCUCAUUAUGUCAUCUAUUCCAAAGAGCUACUAAAUCAGUUUCUCAACCACCUUGUGUAAGGUAUGCUCAUUUAGCUUGUCAGAGGGGUAGAUUUUAUAUUGAGCCUGAUAGAACUCUUGAUGAGAAUACUCUUACUCUUAGAAGUGUUUUAUUCCAAAUUACUAACACUCUUUAUUACGUUUGA